AUGUCACCCAUCAUAACCGUGCGACGAAUUUUGCUGUUGCUGCUACUGGGCAGUUUUUUUGUUUCUGACUCCCCUUACUCCUUCGACUCGAUCUACCGUGACCUCGAAAAGUCCAUUGCACAGUUGGAUGUGGAAUCUGACCUUGCUUGGUGGUCCUCACAUCAUGGGGUGGAUAUGCCCGUGGUCCUUCCACAGUUCGAAGAGUACUCACCUGAACUGACCACUAUCAGUCGCAAAAAGCGUUCUCAGGUUUCCGACGCGCAUGCUGGAGUCACUCUCACUGGAGUUACUCCAGUGAUCUCACCCCCCACUCAGGUCCCACGUGACUACCCAUCAGAUACGAAACGGAACGGUUCGUCUCCAACCGAUGGGUUACCAUCCGGCAGUAUACACACUCCUUUCGAUGACCUGACUCCGGCUUCUGACGCCAGCACUUUCCAACCCGAAGCUGUGAUUGCUGCCACUGACUCUCCUGCCGCCAACCUGUUGUCUCCCGAAGGUCCUGGUCCAGACGAGAUGAGUGACGCAGAUUACUACGCUCUGGCCACCUAUGAUGACGGUCGUCCUGGCGUACUGGUUCGGGCUUUGUACGACUAUACUGGUCAAGAGGAUGAUGAAUUAACAUUAGUUGCAGGUGAUCAAUUUGAAAAGCUGGAAGAGGCCGAUGAUCAAGGCUGGUGUAAGGGUCGGAAAGAUGGUCGAUGUGGACUGUAUCCAGCUAACUACGUCGAACACGUGUAG
Messenger RNA from Dicrocoelium dendriticum, 741 nucleotides. Lineage: Eukaryota; Metazoa; Platyhelminthes; Trematoda; Plagiorchiida; Dicrocoeliidae. The record is from the annotation of a GenBank genome assembly.